Messenger RNA from Coprinopsis cinerea okayama7#130, 570 nucleotides. RefSeq lists its product as hypothetical. The transcript has 2 exons. The record is from RefSeq and is a predicted model, not a curated record. Bases 1 to 570 code for a protein of 189 amino acids. Lineage: Eukaryota; Fungi; Basidiomycota; Agaricomycetes; Agaricales; Psathyrellaceae.
AUGGCUGAAGAACAGUCCCUCAGUAGUUUCACCUCCCACACAAUCUCUGAUCUGUCCCACUACCUCGAGGGCGCUCCAGAACCGCUAGACUUUCCGCCCCUGGAAAAGCUCUCCCAGAUACCACCGACAGAUUAUGCAGCCUUUGUCCUGGACACACUCACCCUCAUGAACCAGUCACAGCCAAGUGGCCGAAUUGACCAGGAGAAACUUCGUCGCUGCAUCCAACUCGCAUCGUCUUUCCUAUUGACUGACCAUGGCAUGAACCCCGACACCGGGACUCAGACCUGGGGUAUUGGCCUGAGUCGGUUGGUCGAUGUCAUCGUCGCCCUACACAAGCGCAACGAACUCGAACCGGCUACUCUAUUCGCGGCAAACAAGGCAUGCAAAGACUGCUGGGUCACCUCCGCCUCCUUCAGAGGACUUGAAGAAUGCAGAAGUCGUGUGCGAGAGAACGGAACAAAGCUCCGUAACCUCAUGGAUCCCAACGGCAAGACCUACAAAGGCUGGUGUUGUCCGCAUCCUCGGCGUCUCCCCUUUCUUACCUUUCCUUUAGGCCACGCCGUAUCAUAG